UUGUGUGCUUGAAAUGCCAUUUUUCAGUGUAUGAUGUCCUUCAAGCAAGUUGUCAGUGUUUUAUCAGCUUUUCUCAACAGCUGUACAGCAGCAAGAUGCUGGCCAGUGUGGGUGAGCACACCUGGACCUGAAUAUCCACUUGUGCUCUGGAAGUACUCCCGUAUUUUUCAUUAGAAUAGAGCCUUUAAGCUCUGCAUGAUGUAAUUUGCUUACAGAAGGGAGAAUGUCUUAUAAGGGCUUUCAAGAAAGCAGACCAAGAUUCUCCAACUUGCUUACUGGUCAGUGCUGGAUAUUUCUGAAGAAAGGUCUAGAUGACUUCAGAGAUGGCUUUCCUCCUUCACCUGGUAACAUGCUUGUUAAUGGCAGGAAGCAGCCUGUCUCAAUUACCCUUGAGAACAGCACACCAAAAUCUUUGUCCAGAGCUCCAUGGAAGAAAAGGAACCAGUGCAGCAGAGCAGAGGUCUGUCUUUGCAAGCUCAGCCUGCUACAGCAAGCCAGGAAGGAUUAUGUUGCACAGAAAGAGUGCUAUCUGAGCCAGCAGCCUUCAGUGUGCUACCCAUGCUUGGAAAAGAGCACCUCCCCAAAGAUCCUGAAAGAGGUUGCAGGUGUCCUGGAUCCUGACAUGAUGCUGAAGAGUAAAACUGGCUACAGUGACUAUGAACAGGAGAACCAGCCUGGUCAGGAGGUGCUGGGUCAUAUGGAGGACAUGCAAAGCAAAGUAACAGCUUCCAAGACACAGGUACAUGGCAAAGAGUCUUGAAUCAAAACCCCAUGCAUACAGCUUCUCAAGAAGGUAGCAGCAAGAAUAAAGGAAGCCACACUGGCUGACUUUGUUCACUGUGACAAACAUGUAAAGCAAGCAACCAAGCAUUUUUGUGACUGGCUUGUCUUCGGUAAGUAAAACGAAACUGCCACUACCUGCUUUCUUUGAUUCUGUAGACUUAUUUGCUACUUUUUAGGCUAAAUGUGUUUGGGCUCAAGAAGUAAAAAUGUGACUCUGGAUGUGCAAAUCUGAGAGCCAAAGUCAAAACCAGCAUUUGACUCACAGCUCUGUCCUGUUGGGACUAAUGGGGCUUAGCCCACUAAAGUGAAAAGCAAGGAAUAAAUAUCGCUAUACAAAAUUACUAAUUAAGUUUGCUGCAGAAUAUUUUUUUUUUCCCCAGGAAAGCCAUCCAUGUCCAAAUGACCAUUUAACUGCCUCACCUUGUAGCAAUCCCCUUUCAUAUGAGAUUAAUACACCAAUGCAUGUGUUAGAUCCGAACUUUGUGCUUGCCUUGUCACUGUGAUGAUUCUAAUGCAAGCAUACUUGUAGAUCAGCUGAAACUAUGACACUGAGUUGAGUUUAACAAUAGU
Pezoporus flaviventris is the source of this 1353-nucleotide messenger RNA. RefSeq names its product family with sequence similarity 47 member E (gene FAM47E). The record is from RefSeq and is a predicted model, not a curated record. Lineage: Eukaryota; Metazoa; Chordata; Aves; Psittaciformes; Psittacidae. The coding region runs from base 224 to 760 and encodes 178 amino acids. The transcript has 3 exons.